Topomyia yanbarensis is the source of this 782-nucleotide messenger RNA. Its product is annotated as chymotrypsin-elastase inhibitor ixodidin-like. NCBI's taxonomy places the organism in Eukaryota, Metazoa, Arthropoda, Insecta, Diptera, Culicidae. Bases 36 to 287 code for a protein of 83 amino acids. The transcript has 2 exons. The record is from RefSeq and is a predicted model, not a curated record.
UCGGACCAACCAACGUUAGUAGAAUUCGGGCAGCCAUGAAGAUUGUAUUUAUAAUACUAAGCCUUGCGGCUAUCUGCCAGAUGGGUUGGUCACGUGAAGCUGCUAACAAAGACGAAUGCAAUGACAAAGAGAUUUUCCUGGGUUGCGGCCAAUGCUGCGAGGAUACAUGUGCUGCCAAGUGCGCCAACAGGUGUAUGCGUUGCGUAAAGGGCUGCUACUGCCGGCCAGGAUACACCCGUAUUCAAGAACUGGGAGCUUGUAUCCCGUGGGACGAGUGUCCAAAGUAGAACGAGGACGGGUUGAACCUUUUCCAUAUACCCGAUUGAUCGACGAUGGAAUUAUUUAACAUUAUUUCGCAUGAUUAGAGUUCAAUAAAAUUAUUCUCAGUUCUUGGCUAACCAAAAUGCAUAACCUGUUACUAUACCUAGGGUUCGUCGCGGUGCGGAUGUGGGCGGUAAAUGGAUUGUCCGCACCGCAACCGCAAAAAAAUAAUAAAGCCGCACCGCUUACCGCAACCGCACUUUAUUUACCGCACCGCACUGCGCGGUAAUGCGGUAAAUGCGGUAAAAUAUUUCUAUCUUUAAAACUAGUGUUGAAAAAUUGUACAUUUGUGUAACCAUAUAUAAUAAAAUGUUAUUCUUAUUCACACGAAAUUUAACUUUAAGAGACUCCUCAGAAUUUAACGUUUAUGAAAAAAAUCCACUUUUACAUUUUCUAUUAAUAAAAUUCCGUAGAUUUUAAGGCAAACAUUAUACAUUCAAAAACGUCCUACUGCAGAAAUA